This is a messenger RNA of Xenia sp. Carnegie-2017, 1765 nucleotides long. RefSeq names its product NEDD8-activating enzyme E1 catalytic subunit-like. Gene Ontology annotation, molecular function: NEDD8 activating enzyme activity. Gene Ontology annotation, biological process: protein neddylation. NCBI's taxonomy places the organism in Eukaryota, Metazoa, Cnidaria, Anthozoa, Malacalcyonacea, Xeniidae. Gene Ontology annotation, cellular component: cytoplasm; nucleus. The transcript has 16 exons. The coding region runs from base 261 to 1601 and encodes 446 amino acids. The record is from RefSeq and is a predicted model, not a curated record.
AGCUAUUUUAGAAAUUUUACCAUUAAGAAUGUUAUUUAUUUGUAUUGGAUGAAGACAAGAUACUGAGUUUUGCAGAAUAGACUUCCCCUUAAAUUUAUGAUAACAUAAAAGUUUGUCUUCUUUUGUCUCAAAUUGAAAAAACUUAGAAAAUCCACAAAAAUACUGUAUUGGUGUCUUCUGUAAUCCUUCGUCGGUCGCCAUGUUGACCAACACGCAAUUACUUUAUGUAAGUCAAUGAUUGGAGAAGAGCAGAGAUAGAAAUGGAAAAUGUCAAUGGAAUAGAAUCUCCUAUGAUAGUUGAUGGCUAUGACAAUGAAGGACGGUGGGAGGAUGUUAAGAUGUUGCUCGAAAGGAAUGGUCCAUUUGCUCAUCCAGAUUUUGAGCCUGGCACUGACGUCUUUGAUAUGAUGAGAGAUAUUAUAAAAAUACUUGUUAUUGGAGCUGGUGGUCUUGGCUGUGAAUUGCUCAAGGAUAUUGCACUGUGUGGUUUUCAAAAUAUUGAUGUUAUUGACAUGGAUACAAUUGAUCUUUCAAACCUCAACAGACAGUUUUUAUUCAGAUCCAAAGACAUUGGAAAACCAAAAGCAACUGUGGCUGCUGAGUUUAUAAAUGGUCGUAUUAGAGGCUGCAAUGUUACUCCACAUUUUUGUAAGAUACAAGAUAAAGAUGAAAAUUUCUAUCGAAGUUUUCACAUUAUUGUCUGUGGCUUGGACUCUGUUAUUGCUCGAAGAUGGAUCAAUGGAAUGCUGAUGAGUAUGCUAGACUAUGAUGAAGAUGGAAAUGUGGAUCAAACAACUAUAACACCAAUGGUGGACGGUGGCACUGAAGCAUUUAAGGGUAACGCUCGAGUCAUAAUUCCUGGUAUGACAGCUUGUAUUGAAUGCACACUGGAUUUGUUUCCACCACAGGUGAACUAUCCAAUGUGUACUUUAGCAUCAACCCCAAGAUUACCAGAACAUUGCAUUGAAUAUGUGAAAGUUCUUCAGUGGUCUGAAGAAAAGCCAUAUGGAGAUGUCAGUGUUGAUGGUGAUGACCCAGAACAUGUUCAAUGGAUAUAUAAACAAGCUUUGAAACGUUCUGAAGAAUACAAGAUAAAAGGUGUUACCUAUAGACUUACACAAGGUGUCAUCAAACAUAUAAUCCCCGCUGUUGCCUCAACUAAUGCAGUUAUUGCUGCUUCGUGUGCACUGGAAGUCUUUAAGUUGGCGACAAAUUGCUGUAAGCCUCUAGACAACUACAUGGUCUUUAAUGAUUCUGAUGGCUUGUAUACGUACACUUUUAAAGCGGAAAAGAAGGAUGAUUGUUCAGCUUGCGGACGUAUUCCUCAACGUCUGAAGUUUCAACACACUUCUAUCCUACAAGAGGUUGUGAAUCACCUUGUCCAAAAUCCUCAAUAUCAAAUGAAAGCACCUGGAAUAACUACUUCAAUAAAUGGUAAAAAUAAGACAUUAUACAUGCAGAGUGUAGCAUCAAUUGAAAGCAUGACAAGGCCAAAUCUUGACAAAACCCUUAAAGAACUAGGUAUAACUGAAGGUCAUGAGAUUGCUGUUGCAGACACAACAUCACCAAAACCAAUCAUAUUUCGAGUUUAUUUUGAGUGAAGUUCAAUAAUUAUACACAUAUAUAUGCAAAGUCAUAGUGGCAAAAAGGUGGCUACAGAAUCUUUAUUCUCUAUUUGUUCACUUUAUUUUGCCUUCAUGAAUGUAAAAAUUUACUAAUAUGUAUAUUAUUUUGUUACAAUAUGACAUGGAUCAGAAAAUGUUCC